Adineta steineri is the source of this 810-nucleotide messenger RNA. The record is from the annotation of a GenBank genome assembly. NCBI's taxonomy places the organism in Eukaryota, Metazoa, Rotifera, Eurotatoria, Adinetida, Adinetidae.
AUGCAUAUUCAAAAACGUGCUGUUAGUACAAAUACCUGUACUGAUGAUGUUCAAAAACCAACAGUAUUAAAUGAACAAAAAACACAUAAAUGUUGGCGUCGAUUUAUGAAUGCACGUGCUACUGAUCGAGCAUAUAUACCUACAGAAUAUGAACAUGCAGCAAAUUGUCUUACACAUGGUUGUCUGAUUAUACCAGCAUUUAUUGCAGCACAACGACUUGUAAUAAGAGCAAAUACGACUGAAGAAUACUGGAGUAGUAUUAUUUAUGGCAAUGCUCUUAUUUUACUUUUCUCAUUUUCAACUAUCUUCCAUUGUUCAUGUUUUCAUCCAACAUACAGAGAUUCAAGAUUAAGACAUCUAUUACAUCGUAUCGAUCGAGCUGUUAUUUAUAUAUUCAUUAGUUCAAGUUACACACCAUGGUUACUUCUUCGUCCAGCACAAAGUAUAUCAAUAAGUACAACAAUAACUAUUGUCUGGACGAUGUCUCUAUUAGGUAUAACUUAUCAAUUAUUAUAUCAUGAGAGAUAUAAAUUCGUUGAAACAUGUUGUUAUAUUAUUGUUGGUCUUUUUCCUGCAAUUGUUAUAGCAGAUAUGGUUAAUCAUGACGGUAUAUUUGAAAUGGCACUUGGCGGUUUUAUAUUUUUCUCCGGUGUAUUUUUCUUUAAAUCUGAUGGUAUCAUACCAUUUGCACAUGCUAUUUGGCAUUGUUUUGUAUUUUUUGGCGCUGCAAUUCAUUACUAUGCAGUUUAUACUUAUCUUAUUGUACCAAUACCUCCUAAAAUAAGAGAUAAUAAUCCAGAUAUUCAAUGA